UUUCGAUUUUCGUCGACAAGUUGAACCGCGGGCAGCGGCAGCAGCAUGACGAUGACCGACUUUGAGAUGGACGAGUCGGACGUCCUCUUCGGCGGCGACGACGACCUCAUCAUGGACCACGUCGAGCCCGACAUGAUGGACUACCUCCUCGACGAGCAAGUGCUGCAGAAGCUCAAGGAACCUGCGGGCCAUGCGAUCCCGGGCGCGCGCGCCGUCGUCGAUGCGCGGACCGAGACCGACCAGCUUCUGCGAAGCCAGUCGAUGCCCAACAAGUCGUUUUUAUCGGGCGACGAGCAAAAGUGGCGCAUGAAGUAUCUGAGCCGGUUGCACAUCGCCAACGGCGGCGACGAGACGACGCGCCACGAGCGACGCAGCCCGACCGAGACCGAGACCCGGCGGUUGCGGGCCAUGUCGAUGGCGCACCCGUCGUCCGGGCCGAUCCAGAUCCCGUUGCAUCCAUCGUCCACGCCGACGCAGUCGACCGUGCCGAUGGUGCCACUGCCCCACGGACGCAAGCCGUCGUACGAUAGCGAGUACGACGACGCGGACCGGUACCGGCGGCAUUUAGACCACUUAGACAGCAUGGAGAAGGACGACGACCAGUUUAUUCCUCCGCACCAAAUGAUCGACCGAGGCUGCUUCUCGCUCGGCAUGAAGCAUCACUUCAGACAAAAGCCAGGCAACAUCUAGCUGGCGACAAUCUCUCUCACAUAUAUAUAAACCGUUGGUAGUUGGUAUCUGCAUCCUCCGACUUCCUCCGUGGGUGCCGCCGACGCCUUGGCGUCCCUACGUGCAGUGCCACCACCUGGCUCAUACAGUGUACCUCUCGGGGCGCGGACCAUCGCGGUCGCGAGGGUGGCAACUGGGUCAACCCGGCGCACGCACGCCCGUGCUGCGCCAACCUGCCCAGCUGUCCUGCCCACGAUGAGCACCGGCGGCCAAGCGAUACCGGUUGUCUUGAGAGGCCAGGCUUGUCAUUGCACUGCGCAAAGUGAUAUGCUCAACAAUUCCCACUGCCUGACGACAUCUGCUGCUUCAGCAUCAUGAGCGGAGGAGGAAGGGGCAGUGCUCUUGACCAGUCAAGCUUGCAGGAGGCGCUGCUUCGUCGCCCAUCGUCAUCGACUGCGUCGCGAAGCUGCAUGUUGAUGUGGUCGUUCGAUUCCAGCCGGCCACGACGACGAGACAGCCAUCCACCAAGCAGGAUGGGCGUGGCCGCCACCCGCACACUAUUCACGAGACAGUAGGAAAUAGAGUGGCCAAGAAACGAUUGUAGCGUUUUAAUACUAUUUCGUAAUACACGGAGCACAUAAAAUAAUGUGA
Messenger RNA from Saprolegnia diclina VS20, 1320 nucleotides. RefSeq lists its product as hypothetical. The record is from RefSeq and is a predicted model, not a curated record. The coding region runs from base 46 to 690 and encodes 214 amino acids. NCBI's taxonomy places the organism in Eukaryota, Oomycota, Saprolegniomycetes, Saprolegniales, Saprolegniaceae. The transcript has 2 exons.